Messenger RNA from Hibiscus syriacus, 903 nucleotides. RefSeq lists its product as uncharacterized. Lineage: Eukaryota; Viridiplantae; Streptophyta; Magnoliopsida; Malvales; Malvaceae. The coding region runs from base 1 to 903 and encodes 300 amino acids. The record is from RefSeq and is a predicted model, not a curated record. The transcript has 4 exons.
AUGGAGGUUGUGAGGCAUAAACAAAAUAAGGCUCCCGAGGAUGUCGAGGUUGAUAUAAUAGGAUGCACAAAUAAUAAUGACACUACAACAGUUAAAAUUGAGGAUCCGGAUGCAACUGAAUGUUCCAGCUUAUUUGCUGACACCACAUCUGAUACCGAUAAAUGUUCUGGAUUGAGUGAUGCUGAAGUCGAAUAUCAGUUCGUUGGUGAUGCUGCUUUUGCAUCUGCUUACGAACCAUUUAGUACUGUGUUUCAUAUAACGAAGAAGAGGCUGACAAGCCAUUGGAGGAACUUCAUUCGGCCUCUCAUGUUGCACUGCAAAUGGACAGAACAGAGAAUCAAACAAAUCGAGUCUCAAGCAGGAAAAUACACCAGAGAACUUUCAGCAUACAAUCAGAGAAAGUUUCCUGGAAUUGAUCAAUCUGCACUGGAAGGUUUUGGUUCAAAAUCAUUGCCAUUUUCUAGUCAGUAUAACCUUAAAAUGGCCAUCAAGCGGAGGAGAAGAAAGAGAAUUGAAGAAGCAACCGAUAUAGCCUCAUACAUGUCAUGUCAUAACUUAUUUUCGUAUUUUGAAAACAGGAAAACCAUUGCAGAUGGUGCUUAUAUUGCCGACGAUUUUCCCAACACAGCUGAUACGGACCAACAUACAGAUUGCAAUGAUAAAUCCGGCAUUAAUAACGAUCAAUUGCUUUUCGAGUUCAGAGAUGAAAAUAAUUCCUUGGAGCAAGUACUUAGGAAGAUUGAAAUUGUGCAUGCUAAGGUUCAGAAACCCAGGAAUCAACUCGAUCAAGUUAUGUCAAAAAUUUUCUUGAAGUUUUCUUCCUCUGAGAAUUUAAGCUUCCUUGCUGUUUGUGAUGCUCAAACCAGCUCCACCCCUAGCCCUACUUUGUCAGCUGGCAACUGA